AGGGGGAGGAAAAAAGAAAAAGGGAACAGAAACAUGGCGGUCAGCUCCUGGGACGGCCGCACCGCCCGCAACUCGUAGGGAGCGCGCUGCCCGCACUGCUGGGCUCCCCGAGACCGAGGCGCCAAUCUGGGCUCGCCCCGCCGGCCGUUAGCCCGGGUAGCAGGCGGCGCCCCUGGGGACCCUGCCCGCGAGGCGGCGCAGGCGCACAGGGGACCGCGGCGGCGGCGGCGGCCGGAGCUAGUCCUCCGCCCUACCCUGCCGAGCCUAGGGCGCCCAGGCCGCGGACCGGCGCUUUCAUGCCCCAGGAAGGAGCUGCGCUGCGGGAACGCUGAUUGAGGGGCCGGCGGCAGGAAACAUAGUUGCAGCCAUGAUAGAAGACAAAGGAGCAAGAGUGACAGACUACUUUGUUGUGGCAGGUCUCACUGAUACAUCUACUCUUCUGGAUCAAGAAAUAAAUCGUUCAGAUACUAAGUCAACUGGACCUAAAGCUCCGAUUACAGAUAUUGCAGUUAUCAUCAAAUCGGCUGGCGAAACAGUGCCUGAAGGUUACACCUGUGUUGAAGCCACUCCAACAGGUCUCCAAGCAAACUUGAACUAUGGAAGUCUGAAAAGCCCAGAACUUUUCCUCUGUUAUAAGAGAGGGAGAGAUAAACCACCCCUUAUAGAUAUUGGAGUUUUGUAUGAAGGGAAGGAACGGCUUAUUCCAGGUUGUGAAGUGAUCCAAGCCACUCCCUAUGGUCGCUGCGCCAAUGUCAACAACAGUUCAACCACUUCGCAAAGAAUCUUUAUCACUUACCGAAGGGCUCCUCUAAUUCGACCCCAGAAUUCCUUGACUGUAACUGAUAUAUGUGUUAUUGUAACGAGUAAAGGAGAAACUCCUCCUCAUACCUUCUGCAAAGUGGACAAAAACUUAAAUUGUGGAAUGUGGGGAUCCAGUGUGUUUCUCUGUUAUAAGAAGUCUGUGCCUGCUUCAAAUGCAAUAGCAUAUAAAGCUGGUUUAAUUUUUAGGUACCCAGAGGAUGACUACGAGUCAUUUCCCCUCUCAGAGUCUGUACCUCUCUUCUGCCUUCCUAUGGGAGCCACAAUUGAAUGUUGGGACCCUCAAACCAAAUAUCCACUUCCAGUGUUUUCAACUUUUGUUCUGACGGGGUCUUCAGCUGAAAAGGUAUAUGGAGCUGCCAUCCAGUUUUAUGAACCUUACUCCAGGGAACUUUUAACAGAGAAACAGCUGAUUCAGCUGGGCCUGUUGACACCUGUGGAGAGAAAAGUGGUCUCCAAGUCCAUCAAUUCCAACAAAUGCAUUUGUUUGCUCUCACACUGGCCUUUUUUUGAAGCCUUUAGAAAAUUUCUUAUGUUUAUCUACAAGCUUUCUGUGUCUGGACCACAUCCUCUUCCCAUUGAAAAGCACAUCUCACAUUUUAUGCAAAACAUCCCUUUUCCUUCACCACAAAGACCAAGAAUCCUUGUACAGCUGUCAGUCCAUGAUGCAUUAAUAUUAUCACAGCCAGUUUCUACACCUUUACCACUAAGUGGUGCCAACUUUAGCACCUUGCUAAUGAAUUUGGGUCCUGAGAAUUGUGCAACACUACUGCUGUUUGUUUUACUGGAGAGCAAGAUUCUUCUCCAUUCUCUUAGGCCAGCUGUGCUGACCGGGGUAGCUGAAGCUGUGGUAGCUAUGAUCUUUCCGUUUCAGUGGCAGUGCCCGUACAUUCCCCUUUGCCCUCUGUCACUGGCUGCGGUGCUUAGUGCACCUUUGCCAUUUAUAGUUGGAGUUGACUCGAGGUACUUUGAUCUGCAUGACCCACCACAAGAUGUUGUUUGCAUUGACCUGGAUACGAACGUGUUAUAUAUAUCGGAUGAAAAGAAGAGCAUGAACUGGAAACAGCUUCCCAAGAAACCGUGCAAAAGUCUACUUGGCACGUUAAGGAAAUUGUAUCCACAGCUAUCUACAGUUCACAGAAAAGCUCAAGAAGGUUCUGCAAUUGAGAUGACUCCAAUAGAAGCAGAUUUUUCCUGGCAAAAAAAGAUGACUCAGCUUGAGAUGGAAAUUCAAGAAGCAUUUUUGCGCUUUAUGGCUUCUGUUUUAAAAGGAUAUAGAUCAUAUCUCAGACCAAUCACAGAGGCUCCUUCAAAUAAAGCCACAGCUGUUGAUUCCUUGUUUGACCGGCAGGGAUUUCUAAAAAGUCGGGAUCGUGCCUAUACAAAAUUCUAUACCCUUUUAACUAAAACACAGAUUUUUAUUCGUUUCAUUGAAGAAUGUAGUUUUGUCAGUGAUAAAGAUACUGGAUUUGCAUUUUUUGAUGACUGCAUAGAAAAGCUGUUUCCUGAUAAAGGUACAGAGAAAACAGAUAAGAUUGAUUUUGAUUCAACAGAAGAUACCAAAUUGAUAGAACUAGAUGAUUCACAGAAAAGUGAGCACACUGUGUUUAUAAUGCCACCAGAGCCGCCUCCUGAUGAUGGGAAGGACCUGUCAGCAAAGUACAGUUACAAAUACUUUCCAAGACUGGACCUUAAGCUUUUUGACAGACCACAGGAGUUGAAACUUUGUUCUAAUAGACACCCUACGGGCAGUAGCAUUACAAACAGUCCAGCUCUCAUGGCUAUGAGAACUAAACAGGAAAUAAGAACAGCUAACAAAUUGGCAAAGAGAUGUUACACAAACCCUCCACAGUGGGCCAAGUGUCUGUUCAGUCACUGUUACAGUUUAUGGUUUAUUUGUCUCCCAGCCUACGUUAGAGUUUCCCAUCCAAAGGUCAAAGCACUUCAGCAGGCCUAUGAUGUACUCAUUAAGAUGAGGAAAACAGAUGUGGACCCACUAGAUGAGGUGUGCUAUCGUGUAGUAAUGCAGCUCUGUGGACUUUGGGGACAUCCUGUUUUAGCAGUGAGAGUCUUAUUUGAAAUGAAAACUGCUAAGAUAAAUCCAAAUGCUAUUACUUAUGGUUAUUAUAAUAAGGUAGUUUUGGAGAGCCCAUGGCCUAGCAGUACCCGCAGUGGUAUCUUCUUGUGGACAAAGAUACGAAAUGUGGUACGUGGUUUGGCACAAUUUAGGCAGCCACUUAAAAAGACUGUGCAAAAAUCAGAGAGCUCUUCAAUAUCAGUUCCUCAGAAUGCCACAGGUGGAAGUGAUGGGGACACGGUGAGCCAUGGUAGCGUGGAUAGUUGUAAUGAUGCUAACAAUGGGGAGCACACAGUCUUCGUCAGAGAUUUAAUCAGUCUUGAUUCCGUUGAUAAUCACUCUAGCACAGGUGGUCAGUCUGACCAGGGCUAUGGGUCUAAGGAUGAACUUGUGAAGGAGGAAACAAAAGUUCAUGUGCCUGAAGAAAAAUUAGCAAGAGAAUUAAUAGCUAAAACAAAAGUGGAAACAGAAGAGGUGUGUGACAUCUCUGUUAUUGUGCCAAAGCAUUCGCAACUUAGUCCGGAGUCUCAGAGUCCUGCUGAACCUCCUGCAUGGGGUAAUAGUAUUGUGAAAGUUCCAUCUGGCAUAUUUGAUGUUCAUAGCAGGAAAAGUAGCACUGGUAGUACAUCAAAUGCACUACUUUCUUCUCAAGAUCCAGUGGAAGAUGUAGUUUCUAGUGAAGUUAUUAGUCUCAAGAAAGAUGGUGAUAGAGGAGAAAAACGACAAAAGCAUUUUGCAGAAAGGAGUUGCAGUUUUAGUUCUGAAAGUCGAGCAGGAAUGUUACUUAAGAAGAACAGCUUGGAUUUGAAUUCCAGUGAAAUGGCUCUCAUGCUUGGGGCGGACGCCAGGAUUCUCACAGCAGCAUUGACAGGGCCUCCCAAGACUUCUCCACUACUCAGUGCAAGAACCUUCAGCCUUGAGAAUGCCGGCUCUCAUGUGGCUGAUGCAAGGACUCGUGUGUCUUCUAGCCUUCAAGAUUCAGAUAACAGGCCAUCUUCUGUGCUGGAAAUGCUUGACGAGAGCCAGGAGCCCGCAGAGCCCGUGUUUGUGCUCGGUGAUGAUGUGGCUGAAACUGGUAUGACAAAGGACGCGCACAGCAGUCAGUCAGGUGAUAGUCAGGGUCAUCAGUCCGUAGAUGGGAAAACAGACGCUAAAGAUCUAAUGAGUAAGAGAAACAGUUUAUAUGGGGUCGUUAAAGCUGUAGAGAGAGAAGAUGUGGAAACUGGACUAGAUCCUUUAUCUCUUUUAGCCACUGAGUGCACAGGUGAAAAAACGCCCGAUUCUGAAGAAAAGGUGUUUUCUCCAGUUAUUGCACGUAAUCUGGCUGAUGAAAUUGAGAGCUAUAUGAACCUCAAAAGUCCCCUGGGUAAUAAAUCUUCCAGCAUGGAAUUACAUGGAGAGGGAAACAAGGAGUCCUGCACUUCCCCUGCAUUUAUUCACGCAUUAGAGAGGAGAUCAAGCUUGCCUUCAGAUCCUGGUCCAUCAGCACAAGAAAAUCCUGAAAGCGGAAAGAGCUCUCCUGCAGUGUCUAGAUCAAAAACUUUUACUGGGCGUAUGAAGCAGCAAACUCCUUAUAGAACUCAUAAAGAUCGUUCAACUUCUUUAUCAGCACUGGUGCGUUCUUCACCACAUGGCUCAUUGGGUUCUGUAGUGAAUUCUUUGUCAGGACUAAAGCUGGAUAACAUACUGUCAGGACCCAAGUUAGAUGUCCUAAAAUCUGGUAUGAAACAAGCAGCGACCGUAGCCAGUAAGAUGUGGGUUGCUGUAUCAUCCGUCUACAACUACUCAGAUGAUGAGGAGGAAACUAGUAGAGAUUACAGCUUCCCAGCUGGCCUGGAAGACCAUAUUUUGGGAGAAAGUGUAUCACCUAACUCCAGUGUCUCAGGGUUGGUCCCCAGUGAACUUACACAGAGUAACACAAGCCUCGGCAGCAGCAACAGCAGUGGUGAUACAGGAAAACCACACUAUUUAACAGGUGAACUUCCAUUUCCAAGAAGCAUAAAAGGGCAGGACUUCGAAAAAUCAGACCAUGGUUCUUCUCAAAAUACCAGCCUGUCUAGUAUCUAUCAGAAUUGUGCAAUGGAGGUUUUGAUGUCUAGCUGUUCACAGUGUAGAGCUUGUGGAGCUUUAGUCUAUGAUGAAGAGAUUAUGGCUGGAUGGACGGCAGAUGAUUCAAAUUUGAAUACUACGUGCCCAUUCUGUAAAAGCAGCUUCUUGCCUUUUCUCAAAAUAGAAUUUAAAGACUUGAGAGGCUCUGCAAGCUUUUUCCUGAAACCGAGUACCUCUGGCGAAAGUUUACAAAGUGGCAGCAUUCCACUGGCAAAUGAGCCCUCAGAGGACAAGCCUGUGCCUAGUUCAGCAGAGCCUGACUUGAUCAACUUAAUGGGUUUCCAGAAACAGAACGAGACCAUAACCGAAGAAACAAGCUCUGCGGUUGAACCCAGUGAUGAAAUGAGAAACGCCAGUGGAGAUGCCCAAAGUAUAAACAUUUCACCUGUGCCUAAUAGUUUCUCAAAGAAAAAUGUGUCUUUAACCAGAAGUCACAGUGUUGGAGGUCCUCUACAAAAUAUUGACCUUUCCCAAAGACCAUUUCAUGGCAUUUCAACAGUUAGCCUUCCAAAUAGUCUGCAGGAAGUUGUGGAUCCAUUGGGAAAAAGACCCAAUCCUCCCCCUGUUUCCGUACCCUACUUGAGUCCUCUCGUACUCCGUAAAGAACUUGAAUCUUUGCUAGAAAAUGAAGGAGAUCAAGUGAUUCAUACAUCCUCUUUCAUCAAUCAACAUCCAAUCAUUUUCUGGAAUCUCGUGUGGUAUUUCCGACGUUUGGACCUUCCUAGUAAUUUGCCAGGACUCAUCCUGACUUCUGAACAUUGUAACGAAGGUGUACAGCUUCCUCUAUCAUCUCUGUCCCAGGACAGCAAACUUGUAUAUAUUCAACUCUUAUGGGAUAAUAUCAACCUUCAUCAGGAACCAGGAGAACCACUUUAUGUCUCAUGGAGGAAUUUUAAUUCUGAAAAGAAACUGUCCGUCCUGUCAGAGGAACAACAAGCAACAAGCACUUUAGUUGAAGCUAUUAGGCAGAGUAUUCAGCAUAAUGAUGUUUUAAAACCCAUCAGCCUGCUCUCUCAGCAGAUGAAGCCAAAUGUGAAAAGACAAAGGAGCUUAUAUCGAGAAAUCCUCUUCUUAUCAUUAGUGUCACUUGGGAGGGAGAAUAUUGAUAUUGAGGCCUUUGACAAUGAAUAUGGACUUGCAUACAAUAGUCUGUCUUCAGAGAUCCUUGAAAAAUUGCAGAAAAUUGAUGCUCCACCAAGUGUUAGCGUGGAAUGGUGCAGGAAGUGUUUUGGAGCACCUCUCAUUUAAAUAGUUCUUAGAAUUUUGACACACAGUACUGGUGCAGUAAAUGCAAUGUGGAAAGUCAAGAUUUUUUCCAGAUCCCAAGAAUUGGUGAAAAAUGAAAUUAACUCUGACAAUUUAUAUAAUAAAUUGUAAUUCACACUGAAUCAUCUCAAAAUACAUAAAUUAAAAUGUUCCAGGAUUCUUUCAUGUUGAAGAUUUCCAACCCCUGAACCAGUUCUCUGCCUCUGCUGAAAGCCACAUUUGGAUUUACUCAGUAUCUGUAAGUUUGAAAGAAAUAACAUAUUCACCCUAGGCAUUUUGUGUAUCUAUUAAGCUGUUGAGUUUGGGAAAUGGCAGGUUAAGCUGCCAAACCCCAAAGCAAAUGAAAUAACUACAAGAGCAUUGAAUUGUGUAUGUGUGUAAAUGUGUGGGGCUGUAUAGGUAUGGGUAUGAGGAUGUAUAGCCAUAUUUUAAGUGUAUAUUUAUUAAAAUUCUUAGAUUGCAUGUUGCAAUACAUUACCUAAAAAGGGAUCUGACUGCCCAUUAAAUGACUACUACUAAAUUUGUCAGUAAUCUCACAAUUACCUGAUAAUCCAAU
Messenger RNA from Ochotona princeps (American pika), 6827 nucleotides. RefSeq names its product DENN domain containing 4C (gene DENND4C). The transcript has 33 exons. Gene Ontology annotation, molecular function: protein binding. Gene Ontology annotation, cellular component: cytoplasmic vesicle. Gene Ontology annotation, biological process: regulation of Rab protein signal transduction. Lineage: Eukaryota; Metazoa; Chordata; Mammalia; Lagomorpha; Ochotonidae. The record is from RefSeq and is a predicted model, not a curated record. Bases 368 to 6253 code for a protein of 1961 amino acids.